This is a messenger RNA of Acanthaster planci (crown-of-thorns starfish), 2425 nucleotides long. Its product is annotated as cholinesterase-like. Lineage: Eukaryota; Metazoa; Echinodermata; Asteroidea; Valvatida; Acanthasteridae. Gene Ontology annotation, molecular function: acetylcholinesterase activity. The record is from RefSeq and is a predicted model, not a curated record. Gene Ontology annotation, biological process: choline metabolic process; acetylcholine catabolic process. Gene Ontology annotation, cellular component: plasma membrane.
GAAGAGUUAGUCACAAAAACAUGGCUGCACUAAACUUGGUGGUACUAAUCACCAACGUGGUAACACUUGGGGCAUUCACGGCCCCAUCGGCCGCUCAAAACCAGCCCACUGUUACCGUACAACAAGGCAUUCUUGUCGGCACCACUGAGACUUUCCAGGAGUCCCUGUUCAUUAACGUGAACAAGACCAUCGAUGUCUUCAAGGGGAUACCGUUCGCUGAGCCGCCUGUGGGCCAGCUGCGAUUCAGGCCUCCGGUGGCUAAGGGGCCGUGGGACGGUACGUACGACGCCACGUACUUCAGAGACGCCUGCGUGCAGGAUCCAUCAGACGUGGCCGGUGCACCUGUAAGCGAAGACUGUCUGCAUCUCAACAUCUUCGCACCGAAACCAGCCGUGCCAGGGGGCGCUGCUGUUAUGGUCUGGAUACACGGCGGUGGUUUCGUGCAGGGAUCAGGCGUUGAAUCGAUCUAUCGUGGGCAGGCAUUGGCUGCUUUAGGUGACGUCAUCGUUGUCACCAUCAAUUAUCGUCUGAAUGUAUUUGGCUUUCUGACAACAGAUGAUGAAGCUUUACCGGGCAAUAUUGGACUAAUGGAUCAAGCCCAUGCAUUAGAAUGGAUCAAGGAAAACAUUGAUGCUUUCGGUGGAAACAACUCCAGUAUCACUAUCUUCGGUGAAAGUGCAGGAUCUGCUAGUGUCGGUAGUCACCUGCUGUCUGAACGCUCCCAGGGUUUGUUCAACCGAGCUAUAAUGGAGAGUGGCACAUUGAUGUCGCCGUGGGCUUUUUCUGACGACAAAGACAUGCUUCGUAAGCAGGCGUUCGACAUAGGCAAGAGGCUUGGUUGUAGCAACUCUGAGAGCGAGGCCCUGGUAAAGUGCCUGAGAGACAAGGACGCACGGGAUCUCUACGAAGCGGCAGAUGCAUUGAACUUCCUUGGUCCGGUUGUAGUUGACGGGACCUUUCUAGUGGACACACCGAUAAAUCUCUACGCUACCGGGCGGUACAAUCACGUUGACCUUCUAAUAGGAACAAACAGAGAUGAAGGAACCAUGUUUCUCCUUAUUAGUCCUCGAUUCAUCGAUUACUUAAACUCAAAGAAUCCUCCAAAAGUGAGCAGGAGGGAGUUUGAUGAACUUCUUGCUAGUGACAUCUAUCUCGGUGCAAGCCCACAAAUUCAGGACGCAAUACGAAUGCAGUACAUAGACUGGUCCCAAGCUGACUACGAUGAUCACGAUUACUUCCGGUCCUAUGUGGACUUUGGGACCGACUACCACUUCGCUUGUGGAACCGAUCAAGUGGCACGCUUCCAUUUCCAGGGGGGCGACAACGUCUUCUUGUAUCAGAUGACACACGUACCAAGCGUGUCGCUGUUCAACUUAGGAGGAGGUGGCCCCGGCUGGUUUGGUUGCGGCCACGCUGAAGAUAUAUCAUUUGUCUUUGGUCUUCCCUUCCUUCCGGAAACGGCAGCAUUGUACUCCAAUUUCACGGACGAAGAAAGAGCACUCUCGGUCGAGUUCAUGAAGUUCUGGACCACUUUUGCUAAGACAGGUAUUCCCAACAAAAAUGCACAGGGCUCCAAUUCAUCGUCUCAGCGAGAUUUCUGGCCUCGGUUCACCGUCCCUGAGUUAGAGUACAAGGUGCUCAACUUGAAUCUGACCACAUCCAGAGCACUCAAGAGCGACUACUGCCACUUCUGGAACACCUACGUGCCGCAGCUCCAAACCAUGCUCGCUGACAUGGACGUUGCGGAGCGUGAAUGGAGACAAGCUUUCAGCACCUGGAAGUACACAGACAUGGCGGAUUGGAGGAAGGAAUUCAGCGAGUAUAAAACAGUCAAUGUGAAUUGAUAUGGAAGUACAAACGGAAAUAAUUUCUUUAAUUGUCCGAGGCUGUACUUCUUUAUAAAUAGAUUUUUCUCUCUCCCCUCAAAUACUUUUUAUUUAACAAACGCACUUAUUUUUGUCUGUAUUCAGAAAUAAACGAUUUAAAAUAUAAAGGUUAAUUUUCUGUUUUUAAAAUUGUAAAAACUGAAAUGAUUACCAUCCUAAACUCUUCCCCAUUACAAAUGAGCAAAAAAAGCUCUGCUGGGAAGAAUGACGUUUGUAUUAUAUCUAUAUCAAUCAUAGCCAAGAAAUUAAAUUAAUGAAACAAAUUCCAAGGAUAAAUUCUGACCCAAGUUGGUCUUCACCACAUGUUUACUAAGCUACGCAGUGUCUUGCUAGAAUGACAUCACAGCAAUGACGCCCUCAGUUGUCCCACAAGUAAGAAAAUUAUGCGUGAUGAUGGUGCACUUACAGUGAAUUGAAAUUGACGUCAAAUAGUUUCCAUACAUUUAUGAGUAGACAUACAGGAUGUGUUUCUAUAAAAUACAGUUCCUUGCAUCGACCUUGUCAAUAAAUGUACUUAUUUUUGUGCGCUGAAUUGUUCA